Vitis riparia (riverbank grape) is the source of this 1127-nucleotide messenger RNA. RefSeq names its product acidic endochitinase-like. Gene Ontology annotation, biological process: carbohydrate metabolic process. The record is from RefSeq and is a predicted model, not a curated record. Gene Ontology annotation, cellular component: extracellular region. Lineage: Eukaryota; Viridiplantae; Streptophyta; Magnoliopsida; Vitales; Vitaceae. The coding region runs from base 43 to 936 and encodes 297 amino acids. Gene Ontology annotation, molecular function: chitinase activity. The transcript has a single exon.
ACACACAUUAAUCAAGCACAGGCCACAACAGCUCUUUCAAGAAUGGCUAGAACCCCCCAAUCCACACCUCUGCUCAUCUCCCUCUCAGUCCUAGCUUUCCUCCAGACCACUUAUGCCGGUGGCAUCGCCAUCUACUGGGGCCAAAACGGCAAUGAAGGGACCCUAACCCAAACCUGCAACACCGGAAAAUACUCCUACGUUAACAUAGCCUUCCUCAACAAGUUCGGGAAUGGCCAGACCCCUGAAAUCAACCUUGCAGGCCAUUGCGACUCUGCUUCCAAUGGCUGCACCUCCGUCAGUACCGACAUAAGUAACUGCCAAAGUCAAGGCGUUAAGGUCAUGCUCUCUAUAGGUGGUGCGAUUGGAAGUUACUCUCUGUCCUCUUCCGAUGAUGCCCAAAACGUAGCCAACUAUCUGUGGAACAACUUCUUGGGAGGACGAUCAUCGUCUCGGCCAUUAGGUGAUGCAGUAUUAGAUGGCAUAGACUUUGUCAUCCUGCUCGGUUCGACCCAGUACUGGGACGACCUUGCUCGAGCCUUAUCGGGUUUCAGUCAGCGUGGGAGGAAGGUAUACCUAACUGCAGCCCCUCAGUGUCCAUUCCCAGAUAAGUUCAUGGGCACUGCUCUUAACACAGGCCGUUUUGACAAUGUUUGGGUGCAAUUCUAUAACAAUCCCCCAUGCCAGUAUACUUCUGCCAACACCACUAACCCUCUGAAUUCAUGGAACCGGUGGACUUCAUCGAUAAAUUCACUGAUCUUCUUGGGUUUGCCGGCAGCCUCUGCAGCUGCCGGAAGCGGGUUUAUUCCGGCCAAUGUGUUGACCUCUCAAAUUCUUCCGGUCAUUAAGACAUCACCCAAGUAUGGAGGUGUGAUGCUGUGGUCAAAGUACUAUGAUGAUCAGAGUGGAUAUAGCUCUACCAUUAAGAGCAGUGUGUGAACUGGUUCUUUCUCUGCUUAGUCUAUCUAUAUCAAUAGUAAUAGAUUGAAUAAGCUUUCAUCCUUGAUGAAUGUAUGGAAAAAAUGAAAGAGAAAAUUAUGGGGAAUAUUGUAUGGAAAAUUGGAAACAGUUGUCCUUGACUUUCCUUUUAAAUAUGAUCAAUUUCGCUAUGCGUGACUAAGAAGGCUUAG